AUGAACCUCCUCGAGCGCCUUAAUCAAAAGAUGGAGAUUCUCAGGUUAGAACAACGUUAUACUCGCCAGCGCAACCGUCGCACCACAUUUGUAUCGGAAGCUCAAUAUGUAAAUGGCGAAUACAUAUAUUCACCUACUUCCCCACAUGGGACAAAAUAUACUGCCGAUAUAAAGAAAGCAAAAGAGACUGACCAUCAACCAGGACCAAGCAAAGUCACGGGUCGUUUGCACAAGAUGGGACUAGAUUGGGGCAAAAAAAGGGGAGAGACUUCUACGACCAGCUCAUCAACAUCACUGCCACGCUUCUAG
Messenger RNA from Blumeria graminis f. sp. triticale, 309 nucleotides. The record is from the annotation of a GenBank genome assembly. NCBI's taxonomy places the organism in Eukaryota, Fungi, Ascomycota, Leotiomycetes, Helotiales, Erysiphaceae.